Molecule: messenger RNA, 1961 nt
Organism: Seminavis robusta
Lineage: Eukaryota; Bacillariophyta; Bacillariophyceae; Naviculales; Naviculaceae
Source: the annotation of a GenBank genome assembly
UUGCUUAUAGUCUACCGUACGAGAGCAAGCAAAGCGGAGGCCAUGUUGGCAAUCAGAUGAUCUCUUCGUGGCCCAGGCCAACUUUUGUGGUGGUGUCUAGCUCUAGUAGCUAGUAGAGUGCUGGGGCUAGUGGUCAAACAACAUCAAGACUGGAAAGCUCAAGUGGACGUGAGAGGACACAAUCUGUCGUCAGGCGUCUACCCUCGGCAGCAAUAGACUAGGUCUAAGUAUCUAGCUAGUAGGACUAGCAAUCUUUCGUUGGCAUUUCUCGUGGGAGUAGAGGUAGACUUUUGAAAACUGGCUGUCAUCAAGCAUGAGGUGUACCGUUUCACGUACGCUCAGCUCCGCCGUCGUGGGAUGUUGGCUGCUUUGCAGUGGAGAAGGCGUCACGGCAUUCCUCUCCUCUCGCACUUGCACUCGCACUCGCACCGGUACAAGUACAACAAGACCAAGAACACCAACGUUGAAAUGGAACAACGGCAGUCAUGAUCAGGAUCAGGAACAUGAUCAGGAGGACGAAACAGUACGAGUAGACUCCCGUCGCAGAGACUUGUUUUCCAGCGCCAUCGCAGCAUCGGCAGUCGCAGCAUCGGCGGCCGUGGCAUCGUGGUCCAUCAUUGACAUGAACCAUGUUCAGCCUGCAAUGGCCUUCACUACGACUCGGCUGACCGCCCAGUGGGAUGCAUCGAGCGGCCUCAAUUCCAACGAAAAGGAAUUCGUCGCCUUCGAUAUGUCCGCCUACACUGCCAUGCGGGACGACCCGUCUCGAACGCCCUUGUUCAAAAAGUCCCUCUUCGAUCGCCUCAAUGCGGGCCGAGGUCCAGGUCGUGGCCCAGAAAGCCAAACAGUGCUGGAUCUGGGCACGGGGCCGUUCGCCUUGUUUGCCAUUAUGGCGGCAGAAAUGGGCGCUGGAAAGGUGUACGCCAUUGAGGCCAAUCCAGAAGUUGCAAACUAUGCCCGAAAGUUCAUCCAGAAACAGGGAUUUGACGAUGUCAUUACCGUCCUGGAUGGAUACUCUACCGAUGUUACCUUGCCCAACAACGAAAAGGCGGAUAUUGUCGUGGCAGAAAUCUGUGGAUCCAUCUCCUCCGAAGAGGGCGCCUAUGGAACCAUUCUCGAUGCCCACAAACGUCUCAUCAAGGACCCCACUAAUGCAGCCAAUUGGAUUCCAAACCGAAUACAAACUUGGGCUGCACCCGCCAGUUACACGCUACACAAUCUCUUUGUUCCCCCAGAAUUUGACUGGACCAAGAUAGCCAACGAGCCUGUCAGGUUCAAUUGUCGAGAUUUAGGAUUGGCGCUGCUGGACGAACCACAGUGUGUGGAAGAUAUUACCUUUGCCGAUAUCGAUAUCCUCAAGAGCUCUACUGGUAGUGGCAGCAAGGGUGGUACUCGUAGCAAAACGUUGUCUUUCAAAGCCUCGGGCGAUCGCAUUACGGACAAUACGUCCGUUUUCUUUGACGAAUAUCGCAAGGGACGACUCGACAAAGAAAAGGCAUCUAGUUUAGCUACGAAGGCGGCCCGGUCUUGUUCUGGCAUUGCCUUUUGGCCGCGGAUCUAUUUGCCAGGCUCUUCGGACUCGAGUGAGUAUGUCAUCAACUCUCGAACACAUCCCGAGGGUGGACCCCAAAAGAGUCAUUGGCAAACCGUUCUGCCCGUUAUGGGCGCCACCCCGGUGGGGGGGAUCCAGGGAGGAGAUGUCAUUGAGGUAACGUGCAACUUUGACACGCCCGAGGGGACCAACAAGAGUCCAAAAUACACUGUAGUGGCAGAAUUUUAAUUAAAAUAACUCGAUGAAUAAUAAUGUAGACUACUGUCCUACAUGUAGCACUUUUCAGGUCGUUCGCGGCGCAGGUUCGAUCCUUCCUAGCUGCUGUAGCUAAUGUGACAUGUACAGUCCCCAAAUCUGCUUUUCAUUCGCCCUCUUUAGCUGCUUGCUUUGGCGAGAUCUUUCUCCUUCC